Molecule: messenger RNA, 939 nt
Organism: Myodes glareolus (Bank vole)
Lineage: Eukaryota; Metazoa; Chordata; Mammalia; Rodentia; Cricetidae
Product: olfactory receptor 7G2-like
Biological process (GO): G protein-coupled receptor signaling pathway
Cellular component (GO): membrane
Molecular function (GO): G protein-coupled receptor activity; olfactory receptor activity
Source: RefSeq, a predicted model, not a curated record
AUGGAACUGAAAAACCAAACAGCACUUUCAGAAUUCCAUCUGCUCGGCCUGACAGACAAUCACAAACUUCUGCCCCUCAUCUUCACCAUGUUCCUCUUCAUGUAUCUGAUCACAGUUCUGGGAAACCUGCUUAUCAUCACGGCCAUCAGCUCUGGCUCCCAACUGCACACUCCCAUGUACCUCUUCCUCUCGAUUCUGUCCAUUAACGACAUUUGUUAUAGUACAGUCACAAUCCCUAAAAUGCUGGUGAACAUUCAAGAGCAGGACAACAGCAUAAGUUACAUAGAAUGUCUCUCUCAAAUAUGCUUUGUUUCAAUUUUUGGUGGAAUGGAGAAUUUUCUACUGGCAGUAAUGGCCUAUGACCGCUAUGUGGCCAUUUGCAAACCCCUAAGGUACACAGUCAUCAUGAACUCCUUUCACUGUGUCCUGAUGGUUCUACUCUCCCUCUUUCUUAGCAUUAUGGAUGCCCUGCUCCACAGUCUGAUGGUCCUGCGUCUUUCCUUUUGCACAGAACUAGAAAUCCCCCACUUUUUCUGUGAGCUUGCACAGAUUAUCAAGCUUGCCUGUUCUGAUACAUUUCUUAAUAAUUUCCUGAUUUUUACUGCAGCUUUUUUCUUUGGGGGUGGUCCUGUCUGUGGAAUUAUUUUUUCAUAUGUUUACAUCGUGUCCUCGGUCUUGAGAAUGCCAACUUCUGCAGGAAAGCACAGAGCCUUUUCCACAUGUGCAUCACAUCUGUCUGUUGUUUCCUUGUUCUAUGGGACAGGAUUUGGUGUGUACAUCAGUUCUGCAGUGACAGAUUCUCUCAGAAACACAGCAAUGGCUUCCAUGAUGUACAGUGUAGUUCCUCCAUUGCUGAACCCAUUUAUCUAUAGUCUACGAAACAGGGAAAUGAAGAAAGCACUGGGGAAACUUGCUGGUAGAAUCACUUAUCUAGUGUGA